AGACUAUCCUUAGGCAGUAUUUACGACUGCAAAGUAGUGCCAUUGUAGGUUAAAAAACUUAAUAAUUACAGGGCCGGAGAAAAAACUCAGAAGUUCCAAGAUUAAAGUCAUAAAUUUAUGAGGAUAUUCUCUUGAGUUUAUAGUGACAGAUUUACAAGAAAAAAAGUCACAAUUUGCGAGAUUUUAAAGUCAUGAAUUUAUGAGAAAGAAAUCUGAAAACUAGUGGAGUUCAAAACCGUGUAACGCCAGCCGUCUGAAUUUUGUUGCCCCUAAAGUAAUGUUAUUAUGGUACAGAGAAGGUCCUGGAAGAUACAUUUACGUUUUCGUUCAUGUUCUUUCUGUGUUCUCCGUUUACAUAAAUAAUUACUAAUAUUGUAGAAGUUACAAGAUAGUAGAGACGGACAACUUUAUCUUUUGACCACACAAAGGUGUGUCUUUCAUUGUAGCACAGCUAACACUAAAACCAACCGUUGAGAAGAGUUCUUACAGUGUAGAAAAAACUGACAAUGCAUAGAUGUAGCGUUAGAUUUGUUGCUGUAUUUUAACUUAGGCCUAAGUUACAUUUUAUACGCAAAACAUUUCUUGUAGUCGACUGUUUGGACUGUUUUUAUUCUGUGAUAUUGCUACUUUUAAAAAAUGGACAUUUAAUACUUAUUCCACCAAUGAUUGUUUAGUGCCAGACAUCCUGUUGCACUCCAGCCCAGCGGGUGGCGCACGAGGGAAGGUUCGCCGACCGCUAAUAAACACGAAGAAGAAGAAGGACCGGAAGUUUGUCCAAGACGCGAGCAGGGCGUCGUUUUCAAAAGCUCGUUAACUGAGUUGGUCCAGCGGCUGUUGUCUUGGUGCUGUGUUCUCUACGUGUAAACAAUAACACAAGGAUAAUAAAUACUACUAAUGAUCUUAUCCAGUGAUGUUAUCCUCGUGAAUACACCAUAACAGCGAACCGCUCCUCUCGCAGGUUUUAUGCUACCUCCUUGACUUAGGAAUAUUAUGGACAACCUGCAUUUCUCAGAAGAUGAAAUUGAAGAACAACUGGCCGCCCUGGGAUACAAAAACAUACCGAAACACCGGCUGUGUGAAUUCAAGCAAGAUCUUGAUGACCUGGUUCGACGUGGAGAAUGGAAAAGUCUGGCCUCAUCCGCUCGGAUAAACCCGGCCACAUCUCAGCCGAGUCCUCCUGCCUUCACCAAAGAGAAAGUUGGUCAUUGCUACUUUCAGAGCUCUGGUGAAGGCUUUUUCUUACAUGCCAGAAAAGUGGACCAUGACAGACAGGUGCUCACCAGCUGUCAGAGCAGAGACCGUGAACAGCAGCAGGGACGCUGUGAUUCGUACGCUCGACACUCGGUGGCUCUGAAUCUCCGGCUGCCUCCAGGUGCUCCCAGCAGGCUGCAGGUGGAGGAGGAGGAGGAGGAGGAGCAGGAGCCGGACGAAACCCUCCACCCGCUGCUGACUGAGAGCUACGCAUCCACCCCCGACUCCCACAGGGGACGUUUCAUCAAGAGAAAAGUCCUCAGGAAACAUAAAGGAGAAUCACUCGUCUGUGAUGAAUCGGUCUACAGUGAAGACGCGAGCUGUCUGGAGGAGCGUCUGGCUGAUCUUCAUCUCUCCUCAUCUCAGCGCGACUUUGAGACGGAGAUCGAAGACGUCGCCGGUCAGAGCGACACCCAGAGCUCAGAGACGGACGGAGUCUCUUUCAGUGCCUUUGAAUCCUACAUAAGAGGCAUGACUCAAACUCAAAGUGACGGUGACCUCAGGCCCAAACCCAAAUCCUUCAUCCGACCAGCGAUGAGUCAGCAAACAUUGAAGAAGACCGACCCAGUGGCCAAGUAUUUUGAGUACAAGCAGCACUGGGCCAUGCAUAAAGUUCCAGGAGAGGACCAAAGGAGAUCUGAACGCAGGGAGAUAAAGGAACGACUUGCAUACCGACCUCCACCACCUAAACCUCGGAGGGUUUACGUGCCGAACACGUACGUCGUGCCGACGGAGAAGAAGCGCUCGGCCCUCUGCUGGAGGAUCAGGAACGAUUUGGCCAACGGUCUCCUUCCCCACAAAUUCAGCCAUGAAUUUUAGAUACUUUUAAUUCAACUGUAUUGUUUUUCAUUUUUAUAAAUGGUGUUAUUUAUUGAUGAUUUUUUUGUAACAUAAUA
Messenger RNA from Anarrhichthys ocellatus (wolf-eel), 2147 nucleotides. It is a transcript of the gene hyls1, whose product is annotated as HYLS1 centriolar and ciliogenesis associated. Bases 991 to 2070 code for a protein of 359 amino acids. Gene Ontology annotation, biological process: cilium assembly. Gene Ontology annotation, cellular component: centriole; non-motile cilium. The record is from RefSeq and is a predicted model, not a curated record. NCBI's taxonomy places the organism in Eukaryota, Metazoa, Chordata, Actinopteri, Perciformes, Anarhichadidae. The transcript has 12 exons.